GUGAAUCGUCGUUUCGAUGUUUUGACGCGAUUAUGUCAAGAGUCAAUGUAGGAACGAUAUCCAGCAGUGCUGCGGGACAGCAGCAGUGCUUUUCUUCUCUUCUGACAUAACUUAUCCUGACUCAAAUAAUCUGUCUCUACCGCAAACACUUACAAUACAGUCACUUCUUCAGAUGAUCAUGCAAGGCUUGAUUUAGGAUUGUCUCUGUUAUUUCAAGGCAAGAUGUUCCCCUUAUGCUGAUGUCUUCAGAUCACCUGUAAACUUCCACUUAAAGGCACAAUAUGAGAUCUGCUUCUCCAACCACACAGCAAUUCACCUUUAGUGAAGCUCCUCCCACAGCGAUUCACCAGUAAAUGCUGGAAUAUUUUCAUCAGCCUACAAGUGAAGACAGACUUUAUUAAAGAAAGUCGAAAACAUGACUGAUCCAGAACCCUGCAGAAUAAAACAGGAAGACACUGAAGAAAAAAUAGACCUGAUAGAAGAGAACAAGGAGAUUGAAGAACUGACUGAAAUGGAAGAGAAACAUCAUGUAAAAACUGAAGAAACAUCCUCAAGUCCCUCAUUGAAAAGAAGAGAUGAAAUAUGUUUCACUUGCUCUCAGUGUGGAAAGAGUUUCUCAUGCAAGCAAAGUCUUGAUAUUCACAUAAAAUUUCAUCUUGAAGGGUUUUCAGAUGACCCGAAGGACCACCUGAAAGUUUAUACAAAGGAGAAGCCUUAUGUAUGUAAUUUAUGUGGAAAGAGUUUUAUUCAGAUGAAUGCAUUUAAAAUGCACCAGAUAAGACACAGCGGUGUGAAGGAUCAUGCUUGCUCUGAAUGUGGGAAGACUUUUUUUACAGAUGGUGCACUGAAAGUGCACCUGAUAGUUCACACUACAGAAACGCCUUACAAGUGUUCACACUGUGACAAGAGAUUCAAACGGUCAAUAUAUAUGAAAAGGCAUGAGAGAAUCCACACUGGGGAGAAGCCGUACACAUGUGAUCAAUGUGGGAAGAGCUUCAGACUAAAAGGAAUCCUUAAUGAUCACAUGAAAAUCCACACCGGAGAGAAGUCUCACACAUGUGAUCAAUGUGGAAAAAGUUUUGCACAAAAAGGAAAUCUUAAAGAACACAUGAAAAUCCACACAGGACUGAAGCCACACACAUGUGAUCAGUGUGGGAAGAGUUUCAGACUAAAAGGACUUCUUAAUGAUCACAUGAAUAUCCACACUGGAGAGAAGCCGCAUACAUGUGAUCAGUGUGGAAAGACGUUCGCACAAAAAGCAAACAUUAGCAAACACAUGAAAGUGCACACUGGAGAGAAACUGCACACUUGUGAUCAAUGUGGAAAGAGUUUUUCACAAAAAGGAAACCUUAAAGAGCACUUUAAAAUCCACACUAAAGAGAAGAUGCACACAUGUGAUCAGUGUGGGAAGAGUUUCAGACAUAAAGGAAACCUUACGAAACACAUGAAAAGCCAUAUUGGGGAGAAGCCGCACACAUAUGAUCAGUGCGGGAAGAGUUUGAGUUGUAAAAUAAAUCUGCAAACUCGUUCUAGAGAAAGACGAUAUAACUCUGACCAGUGCAGUACAAAAAAAGUCAGGGCAGAUUUCCUGAAGGACCACCUGAAAGUUCAUUCAAAAGAGAAGCCUUACAUAUGUGAUUUAUGUGGAAAGAUUUUUAGUCAGAUGGGUGCAUUAAAAAUACACCAGAAAAGACACAGCGGUGUGAAGGAUCAUAUUUGCUCUGAGUGUGGGAAGACUUUUUUUACAGAUAGUGACCUGAAAGUGCACAAGACAGUUCACACUACAGAAACACCUUACAAGUGUUCACACUGUGACAAGAGCUUCAAACGGUCAGAAAAUCUGAAAAUACACGAGAGGAUCCACACUGGAGAGAAGCCUUUCACAUGUGACCAGUGUGGGAAGAGCUUCAGACUAAAAGGAAAUCUUAACAAACACAUGAAAAUCCACACCGGAGAGAAGCCACACACUUGUGAUCAUUGUGGGAAGAGUUUUGCACGAAAAGGAAAUCUUAACAAACACAUGAAAAUCCAUACCGGAGAGAAGCCGCACACAUGUGAUCAGUGUGGGAAGAGUUUUACACAAAAAGCACUCCUUAAUGAUCACAUGACAAUCCAUACUGGAGAGAAGCCACACACAUGUGAUCAGUGUGGGAAGAGUUUCAGAAUAUCAAGUGUUUUUAAAAUGCAUCUGCGUACUCAUUCUAGUGAAAUACUCUAUAACUGUGACCAGUGUGGUAAACAUUUAUUUAGGGCAAGUGCCCUAAAGAGGCAUCUGAAAGUUCAUACAAGGGAGAAGCCUCAUGUGUGUUCUUUGUGUGGAAAUAGUUUUAGUGAGCGGGAUGCUUUAAAAAUACACCAGAAAAGACACAGCGGUGUGAAGGAUCAUAUUUGCUGUGGGUGUGGGAAGGCUUUUUUUACAGAUGCUGAAGUGAAAAUGCACCAGAGAAUUCACACUACAGAAACACCUUACAAGUGUUCACACUGUGAAAAGACAUUCAGACGGUUAGUAUAUCUUAAAGUACAUGAGAGGAUCCACACUGGAGAGAAGCCGUAUCACUGCCAUUCAUGUGGCAAGAGUUUCACUCAAUUAUCUUCUCUAAUCUGUCAUAAAAAAAAGAUGCACGUCUGAAAUUACAGUAAGUAGUUUAAGUGUCUUUUUAAUAAACUUUGAGUAAACUGAAUUGAUCUUCUUCAAGUUUUCUGUCUUCCUCAAAAGUUAUCAAUA
This is a messenger RNA of Sinocyclocheilus anshuiensis, 2725 nucleotides long. RefSeq names its product zinc finger protein 271-like. Gene Ontology annotation, molecular function: DNA-binding transcription factor activity, RNA polymerase II-specific. The record is from RefSeq and is a predicted model, not a curated record. Gene Ontology annotation, cellular component: nucleus. NCBI's taxonomy places the organism in Eukaryota, Metazoa, Chordata, Actinopteri, Cypriniformes, Cyprinidae. Gene Ontology annotation, biological process: regulation of transcription by RNA polymerase II. The coding region runs from base 416 to 2629 and encodes 737 amino acids. The transcript is spliced from 3 exons.